AUGGCUGUGGAUUACCUGACGGGCACGAUCAUCAUGACACCCAGCAGCAGCAGCAAGCACACUGGGGCCACUGGGGCCACUCCCACUCCCACCCUUGCUGCUAGCACCACAAGCAACAACACCACCAGCAGCACUGGCGCCAGCAGCAUGAUAAGCGCGCCAAGGCAGCCUCAGGGGUCUACGCAGCAGCUCUCAUCUGCCGCGAUUCCCGCAGCAAGCUGCGGCUGUCACGUGGGGGCGGGGGCUAAUCCGGGAGCCAGUGGCGCCCCCGCGUGGGCGCUGUUCCUGCAUUGGGCAGCGGUGGACGCGGAGCAGCUGAGGCGCGUUCCGCAGGACCUACUACCCCUCACUCCUGCCACCCACCCGUCACAGCUGCCGCCCGGUUUCGACCCAGCCGCGCACUUCCGGGCGGCAGGCAGGCCGCCCGCGUCGAUCAUUUUCUUCCGGGUGACGUACCUGAACACGCACAACCACAGUGAGCCACCCAUUGGGCUCCGGUUUGCGCCCUUUGGGGGGUUACCAGGUGAUGCAGCUGCUGCAGCUUGUCACGCUGGGGGUGUUUACUGCAGUCAGAUACCGGAUGCGGGUGUUGCUGCUGCUGCGGCUGGUUUAGUUGGGGUGGGCUUUCGUGUGACGCGCGCCUCUCCUGCCCCCCACGCCUCUCCCUCCUCUCACGUGUCUGCCGCAACUCAAGUGUCCUCUGCCUCCCUCACUGCCUCUCACCCGUCUCACUCAUCGCCCGCUUCUGCUGUCGCGACUCACGCAUUCACGCCACCCAGGCCGAUCAAAGUGAGCUUCUCUCCUCCGGCCGACCCUGCCCUUGCAGCCACUUCCCCUCCAAACGCCGCUUUACAUGACCCCCAAUUCAACACCCCAUUACACGCCCCUCUUUACGCCCCAGUAAGUGCCCCUGCGGACUCGCAAUCUCUGCUGCUCUCUGUGCUCCGUGCCAAUCUCUCCCGCGCUGACCUCUUGUCAAGCCCCCACGGUGACGGCAGCAACCCGAUCAGCAGCACUGGCGAGAGGAACGACAGCUGGCGCGACGUGGCGGGCGGCGGUGGUAACUCCGGGCGGCCUAUGAGCAGAAGCGGCAGCGCCACUGAUGCGGGUGCGGCUCUUGUGCCUACCCCUGUGGCGGGCAGCGGUGAUUGUUACGGGCGGCCUACGAGCGGAACCGGCAGCGCCACUGAUGUGGGUGCAGCUGUUGUGGCUUCCCCGGUAGCGGGUGGCGGCAUUGGCGGUUACGGGUGGUCUAUGAGCAGGAGCAGCGCGACCAAUGCAGAAGCACACGUGGCGGCUGGUGACCAGUUUGAUGACUCAGCGCCACGUCAGCUGCAGGGGCUGCUGGAGGAUAUGGUGCCACGUCAGCUGCUGCAGGGCUCGCAGCGAGUCAGAGAAGCAGGACAGUAUCGGGCACCGUCUGAUGCUGCUGCAGCAGCGUUCCAAACUCCAGCCACAUCAGUAGCACCGGAUAAGGCACCGCAUGCAGCAGCAGCAGCAGCAGUGCCUUUCCAGACCACCGAAAGCAUUGCAGUGGAAGCGGAACGAUCGGCGCAGCGGCAGCUGUGGGCCCCCCUUGAAGCUCAAGCCACCUCUGUUGCACCUGCCGUUGCCGUGGGGCUUGAUGGCUUGGCCGGCAUGGGCGGCAUGGGCGGUGUGGGCGGCGUGGGCAUGAGCGGCAUGGGGGAGGACGAGUUGCUGGUGGAGGCGGCAGCGUGGCUGGCAGAGCAGGGAGGGCUGGAGGCACUUGAUUGGCUGCCGGACCUGACAGGGCGUAACGGUCGAAUUGACGCGACUCGCAGCGCGGAAGGGGGGAGCGGGGACCGCGAUGGGCCGGUGGAUGAAAGGGCUGGUGCUACAGCCACGGACGAUGCUUCCGACAAACGGCCGCGCGUCAGUAACGAGAACGACUAUAACGGGGCUGCUAAUAACGAUUCUGGUUCAACCGGGGACGCGGCGCGGCUGAUGUGGGACGUGAGCGGGCUCGAUCUGGUGCAGGUGGCGCUGGAGGCGAGCCGCGUGACGGACGGCCCGCGAUUCCUGGCGCCGUGCGGCGUGCGACGCGAGCUGCCGCUGCUCGUGUAUCUUCCCGGGCUGGACGGCACGGGCGUGUUCUUGGAGCGCCAUCUGGAGGGCUUAAAGCCGUGCUUCGACGUGCGUUGCCUCUGCAUCCCGGCUGCUGACACUUCCACCUAUGGCCAGCUCGCCCAGCUAGUGGCGGAGCUCAUUCAGCGCGAAAAUGACCUAAGAAGCGCCAGUACCCUCGCCCAAGCCGCCAUGGGUGUGGGAGCCGUGAGAUAUGCCUCGGAUGAUGAGAUGCCGCGAGGGACGAGCACACCCGCACCAGAAGAAGCAGAAGCGGCAGCAGCAGUGACGGUGGUUGCAGAGUCGUUUGGAGCUGGGGUGGCGCUCUCCCUCUCUGCCUCCCAUGCUAGCCUGGUUGCACACCUCGUCAUCUGCAACAGUGCCAGUGGCUUUCGCCGCCAGCCAGCCCUUCAGCUCGGAGCCUUGCUGGCACCCUUUGCACCUGACAUUCCUGCCCUAGCGCAGCUCUCCUCCUUGGCCCUUGCACCUCUCCUCUCUGAUUGGGACAGCCUGGGGGAGCGAGAAAGGACCCUCAUCACCCCGCCCUUCAGCACGACGGUGCUUCCAGCAGCAACAGUGGCGCGCCGAGUUGCCAUGAUGGCAGCGCUACAGCCGUCAGAUGCCAUGCUACAGUCCAUCACAGCCAGCACUCUGCUCAUUGCCAGCGGGGAGGACCGGCUGAUACCAUCAGUGGAGGAGGCAUACGGGCUAGCGACGUGCAUCCCGUCGUGCCGCAUCAAGAUUCUGCCUUUCUCCGGCCACACUGCCCUGCUAGAGGCGGGCGUUUCUCUGCAGGACAUUCUGCAGGAGAGUGGGGUGCUGCUGCCCUCUGCUGCCUUCCCUCUCGACCCUGUCCCUCCCUCUGACGACGAGCACGAGCUUGCUUUUAGCGAGGGUGAUGAGCCAGCUAAUAGCGAGGAUGGGUCGGCAGUGCAUGCUCAAAGGAGCAGCAAUGCAGCUAGCAGAGGCAGCAGCGGCGGCAGCAACAGCACCGGCAGUGCUCUGUAUGCUGCGGAACCUGCAGCGGACAGUGCAAGCCGAAUCACGUCUACAGGGUUCCAUGAGUCUACGAUGGGGGAGAUGAGUAUUGGCAGCAUGGGUGGCAGCACAGCAUCAAGUGGGGCAGGCAAAAGUUCAGGUGAAAUUUCAGGUGGAGUGGAGGGUGCAGCAGGGUACAGCAGUGAGGAGGGGGAGUUUAGCAUGGAGGGGAAGGACUGGGAUGAUGCUGACGCUCGGAAGGACGGGGGUUCGGCGGAGGUUUGGAAGGGGAUGGAGAAGGGGAGAGUGGAAACUAGAGGGGUUGUGGGAGGGGGAGGUGGAAAAGGAGGGAUAGUGAGGAGUUUACGGGAGUGGAGCAAGGGGAGGAGGGAAGAGGGCAGAGGAGAGGAGGGAGUGCGGAAGAGCUUGUGGGUAGAGAAUGAUGUGGUGCGGAAGGAGGAUGAGGGUAGAGGUGAGAGGCAGGGAGGAGGGAAGGAAAGACAACGGGAGGGACUGCAAGGGAAUCAAGGGGAGCAAGUCAACAAGGCCAAGCGUGGUUUGAGGCUGGAUGGGUACUAUGAGAUGAUGAAGGGUAAAGGGGAUGCCGCAUGGGCUGAUCGCAUGUUCCCUCAAGCUGCCUCUGCUUCUGAAGCUGCCUCUGCCUCUCAAGCUGCACCUGAUUCUCUCUCCUCUCAGUCCGCUUUGGGUUCCCCACCCCAGUCCAAAGCUACAACAUCUGCUGCCUCCCGUUCUGUGCGUGCUAAUAACGGGCAUGCAGAGAGGGGUGCAGAGGGCAGUGGUGGUGGUGGUGCCUGUUCUGCUGCUGCAGCUGCGCGUUCUGGUGCUCCUGAUGCAGCUAAUGGAGCUGCACUCCCCAGUUCUACUAGUGCCACAAAUGCACUGGAGGGUAUGCUGGAUGACAUGCCUCAGUACCGCCUCUGGAACUGGGUGGCCGGGCCUCUCUAUGUUGGUACGUGUGGGUGUGUGUGUGUGAUAUGGUCAUGGUGUGCUGCAUGCCGUGUGGUGCGUGCCGUGUGGUGUGUGCCGUGUGGUGUGUGCCGUGUGGUGUGUGCCGUGUGGUGUGUGCCGUGUGGUGUGUGCCGUGUGGUGUGUGCCGUGUGCUGCGUGCCGUGUGCUGCGUGCCGUGUGGUGUGUGUGUGCCGUGUGGUGUGUGCCGUGUGGUGUGUGCCGUGUGCUGCGUGCCGUGUGCUGCGUGCCGUGUGGUGUGUGUGUGCCGUGUGGUGUGUGCCGUGUGGGUUGGAGAAGAUUCCGCGCAACGAGGGGAAGCUGCUGUUUGUGGGCAACCACACCAUCUUCGGCAUCUAUGACAUGCCGCUCAUGAUCCGAGACAUUCACAUGCGCACGGGAGUCACGUUAAGAGGGCUGGGCGCGCCCACCCACUGGCAGGGGCCCUUUGCUGCCCAGUUCACCAAAUACGGCGCCGUGCGGGUAUCCCCCCGAGCAUGCUACCAGCUGCUGAGGGAGGGGGAGAACUUGCUGCUGUACCCGGGGGGCGGCAGGGAGGUGGGGAAGCGGAAGAACGAGAAGUACAAGCUGUUCUGGCGCGAUACGACUGACUUUGUGCGCAUCGCAGUGCGCUGUGGUGCCACCAUCGUGCCGUUUUCUACUAUCGGGGUGGAAGACGCAUUUGACGUGCUCAUGGACCCCGAGGAAAUUAUGUCCUCUCCCAUUGGCCCCUGGCUGAAGCCAGCACUGCAGGCCACGGGCAUGCAGUCGCCCCCCUUCCCCCUCGCCUCCAAUGCCGGCCUGUUGCCGCGCCCCCAGCGCCUCUACUUCCUCUUCUCUGACCCCAUCCGCACGGACGGGCUUGACCCCACGAUCAUACGAGACAAGGAGGAGUGCAGCAGGAUCUACCAGAUGGUGCGGGGGAGAGUGGAGGGCGGAAUAGAGCAGCUCAAGGAGAUGCGCCGGGCGGACCCCUUGCGAGAAACGCUUCCCAGAAUUGCGGUCAACCUUCUGGAUGGCUGGGAUGGCACUUAA
Molecule: messenger RNA, 5064 nt
Organism: Closterium sp. NIES-65
Lineage: Eukaryota; Viridiplantae; Streptophyta; Zygnematophyceae; Desmidiales; Closteriaceae
Source: the annotation of a GenBank genome assembly